CUAAUGUCUUUGGUGGAGGUUUGUCUAAAGCAUCUAUGCUGGCCAUUGGAUUCAUUCUAGGCUACUACCCCAAUGAAAACGACAACUACCACACCAAUGACGACGGGAGCUACCACACCAAUGACAACGACAACUACCACACCAAUGACAACGACAACUACCACACCAAUUACUACUCCAACACCACAGAAAUUCAGCAUUACCAUGAAUGUGGAUUUCAAAGAUGAAUACAAUCAAGAAAACAAUGAUUUACACAUAACUGUUAGGAACGCUAUUAGCAGUGAAGGAGACAAGAAAGGUGUAAAAGCACAAUUAAUUACAUUCCGGAGAGGAAGUACCAUUGCUGAUUAUGAAGUCAGUGGUCCCUCUUCUGCUGCACCAGACUUUCAAGCACUCUACUAUGGAAUAAUUGCCAAACUGGCAGAAACAUAUGCUAUGAUAUAUGACGGCUCAGCAUUCCUGACGUUUACGCCAAAUGAUGGAUUUUAUGAGCAAGUAGUGACUAUAACCUGUGGCCCUCCACCAGUGGCGUUUGGCGCUGUCUCAGGAGCAGAAUGGAGUCGUGAUACGAAAACCAUUAUUGAAGAUGGAGGACACACAAUUUCCAAAACGGAUAAAACAUCAACUUUGACUAUAUCACGUUUUAUUAGCUUUGACAACGUCUCACCAAUCACAAAGACUGUGGGGUGCACGGACGAAGUGAAUCUGACGUGCAGUGUCAGUGAUGGGUACCAGGUUACGUUUCUGGGUUAUCCUGAUGCAGGCAUUGGUAAUGUGAUUACCUAUAAAUAUAACAUCCCUCAAGAUUGUAAAAAAGACACAAAGACAUUCACCUGUCAGCCAAACCCCAAUCCUGGAUUUACAAAAGAUAUAACACUGCAGAUAUCCCCAGAUACCUUUUACUGUGUAAAUGAAACAUAUGGCAAAGGAAAUAAAGGUGACAAAGUUGCAGUGCCCUGUGCCCCAAACUACGCGGGAGAAAUAACUGUAAUUUGUAUGGAAGAUAGUAAAUUUGGAGUUUUACAAGACAACUGCAUCCUGCUUCCAGUUCAGCAGCUGCUUGAUGAGUCUCAGUUCUUGACUGCCACGACAUUGCCAGUAUUUUUGGAACAGCUCAAAAGCGUCACUGUCAACUUCACUAAUGAAGUGGCUCAGUCUCCUCCCAACAUUAAGGCUAUUGUCAAAAUACUCUCCAAUGUAGCCAACAGAUCUUCAUUAUUAGAUAUCUCAAUUAGCAGAAAUUCAAUGGAGAAUAUCCUGAUAACUGCAGAUGCUCUCACCCUCAGUCAAACAAAGCCAUCAUGGAACCGUCUGAACAUCAAUGAUACCAUAAACAUAUAUAACAACUCCAAAGCUGAAAGUGUCAGCUCAUCAUUCGUGCAGUCGCUUGAGACAGUAACACGUCGUCUUGUCAAUGACACGCUUAAUAUUAACACAGCAUCUAUUCAGUUAAACCAAACUACCUUCACAAACACUUUUGAUGCUGUAUUUAAUUCUUCGGUGGCAAUAGAAAUAGAAGCUGGUGGAGAAAAUAAAACAAUCACUACAAUAAUAUUUGACACAUUGGAUAAUGUACUCCCUGCAAGAGAUCAAGACAAUUCAUCAUUCAAUUUUAUAAAUGGCAGGGUUGCACUUGUUCAGUCCAGUGGUGAUAUCAAUAAUAUCUCUCUCACAUUUGAUAUUUUAAACUCUACACUGGGGAACCCUGAAUGUGUCUUCUGGAACUUCAGCCUCUUUGAUGGUCUGGGAGGAUGGGACAAUGAGGGCUGUGAGGUCGUGUUAAACAUAAAUGAAACAGGAACUGUGACCUGCAGCUGCAACCACCUGACCUCAUUCUCUAUCCUCAUGUCACCAAACAGUCCGGAGGGCCUUGCUUUGGACAUUAUAACCUACAUUGGAGUUGGUCUGUCCAUGGGUUCCUUGGUCAUAUGUCUCAUCAUUGAAGCCCUCAUAUGGAGAAAAAUCAGAAAGAAUGAAACUUCUUACUUGCGUCAUGUUUCCAUUGUCAACAUUGCCGUGUCUCUCCUGAUUGCAAACAUCUGGUUUAUAGUUGGAGCAGCCAUUUCAGAUGCAGAUGUGAAAAACCCCCCAGCAUGCACUGCAGCUACCUUUUUUAUCCACUUUUUCUACCUAGCCCUGUUCUUCUGGAUGUUGGCCUCAGCUCUGCUGCUGCUCUACCGCACAACUAAUGUCUUUGGCGGAGGUUUGUCUAAAGCAUCUAUGCUGGCCAUUGGAUUCAUUCUAGGCUACGGGGCUCCUCUCAUCAUCGCAGCUGUAACUAUUGCUUCAACUGCACCAGGCAAUGGAUAUAUCCGAGAAAAUGCAAUCUGCUGGCUCAACUGGGAAAAGUCCAAGGCUCUACUGGCAUUUGUGAUUCCUGCACUUUUAAUAGUGGUCAUAAACCUCAUUAUCCUGGUUGUGGUGUUGUACAAAAUUGUGAGAAGAAGGGUUGGGGCGAAUGCUGCACAAGCAGGUGAGAGGCACGUUUUAAUGGUUAUUGGCAAGAGUUUGGCUGUGCUCACACCAUUUUUUGGAAUAACUUGGGGUUUGGGAGUUGGAAUCCUGGCUAAUCCAGAGAAUGAAGGAAUCCAUAUUGCAUUUGCAUUCUUCAAUUCACUGCAGGGGUUCUUUAUUUUGCUGUUUGGAACACUGUUGGAUGGUAAGGUGCGGUCAGAAAUAGCAGCAUUAUCACAACUUUCCAGUGGCAGAAGUGGGACGGGGACCACCAGUGCCGGAAACUCAUCAUCAAGUGGAUUUGGAUUUUUUAGGAACCUGAGACGUGGAAGAGAUGGCUACCAUGUGUCUAGCGCAUCCAGUGAUUUCCAAUCUGCAAGCAACACAUAAAUUGUUCAGAUAACUUUGGCCAUUCAACAAUCAGUAAAGCAAGUCCGGCUUUUUGGAUAUAUAUUUUUUUGCUUUCCGCAGCUAUAAUAAUUUCA
This is a messenger RNA of Archocentrus centrarchus (flier cichlid), 2939 nucleotides long. Its product is annotated as adhesion G protein-coupled receptor F4-like. The record is from RefSeq and is a predicted model, not a curated record. The transcript has 14 exons. Gene Ontology annotation, biological process: adenylate cyclase-activating G protein-coupled receptor signaling pathway; cell surface receptor signaling pathway. Gene Ontology annotation, cellular component: membrane. NCBI's taxonomy places the organism in Eukaryota, Metazoa, Chordata, Actinopteri, Cichliformes, Cichlidae. Bases 73 to 2844 code for a protein of 923 amino acids. Gene Ontology annotation, molecular function: G protein-coupled receptor activity.